UCUCCCUCUCCCUCUCUCUCUCUACCUGAUUCAGUUCCGCUCGGACGCUUUCGCGUACAUGACCGCGUCUCUCUCUCUCUCCGCUCGGCGAGCAGCACCGGACAGACCCACGCGCCGCCGCCGCCGCUGCUGCCGCCGCUGACCUCCGCGACGCUGCCGCCUCACGAGCCUCCCAGGCCGGUGUUACAAGAGCGGGAGACACCGACCUCCACCGGGAGGAGGAGAAGAAGAAGGAGGAGGAGGAGGAGGAAGAGUUGGCCCUGGAUUGGAAAACAAGGACGAGUGUGGCGUCCUGGAACCAGCUGUCCCGUUCGUCAUUCCCUCCUCUGCUCCGUCGAGGCUUCAAGUCUUGCCAAGUUUCCUCUCGUUCCUCCCCUUUCAUCCCUUCUUCCUCCUCCUCCUCUGCAGCUGCCAAACUUUCCAUCCAUCUCCACACCUUCUCACGCCCUCUUCUUUCGCUACACCUUCGCCUUUUGACCGAACAUGGCGUCCAAACUGAACCCCAACGUCCUGUAUGUGGCGGAGCCGGGCGAAUCACUGGGGUCGCCCCAAGCAGACACAGACAGGACUCACAUCAGUGGAGAAGCUGGAGAAGAGUCGUCGGACAGCGACGGUGAACAAGAGGAAACGUCGCACAAACUGAUCCGCAAAGUGUCGACCUCGGGACAAAUCAGGGCCAAGCUCCAUGUGCUUCUCCCAACUGCUCUGGCUAAUGAUCCAUACCACCAGAAAAGUGUGAAGGAGGGAAUCCUGUUGAAGCAGACCAGCUCGUUCCAGAGAUGGAAGAGGAGGUACUUCAAACUGCGAGGGAGGACCCUCUAUUACGCCAAAGACUGCAAGUCUCUGAUUUUUGACGAGGUAGACCUAUCUGAUGCUAGUGUGGCCGAGACGAGCACCAAGAACAUCAACAACAGCUUCACGGUGAUCACACCAUUUCGCAAACUCAUGCUGUGUGCCGAGAGCAGGAAGGAAAUGGAGGACUGGAUCACGGCUCUCAAAUCGGUACAGAAAUGGGAAACCUAUGAGGCCAGUCAGUUCAACAUGGAGCAUUUCUCCGGGAUGCACAACUGGUACGCCUGCUCGCACGCCAGACCGACCUUCUGCAACGUCUGCAGAGAAGCUCUGCCGGGCGUCACCUCCCACGGCCUGUCCUGCGAAGUUUGUAAGUUCAAGGCUCAUAAACGCUGCGCAGUUCGCUCCACCAACAACUGCAAAUGGACCACACUGGCCUCCAUAGGAAAUGACAUCAUCGAGGAUGAGGAUGGGGUGUCGAUGCCACACCAGUGGCUGGAAGGAAACCUGCCGGUCAGUGCUAGAUGUGUCGUGUGUGACAAGAACUGUGGCAGCGUGCGGCGGCUGCAGGACUGGCGCUGCCUCUGGUGCAAAGCUAUUGUCCAUAACAGCUGUAAAGAACAAAUGGGGAAGGUGUGUCCCUUGGGUCAAUGUCGAGUGUCAAUCAUCCCUCCCACUGUACUCAACAGCAUCGACUCAGACGGCUUCUGGAAGGCCACCUCGGCGUCCUGCUCCAGUCCUCUCCUCGUACUCGUAAACUCCAAAAGUGGCGACAACCAGGGCGUCAAGUUCCUGCGCAAGUUCAAGCAGCUUCUCAACCCGGCUCAAGUCUUUGACCUGAUGAACGGAGGACCGGAGCUCGGCCUUCGGCUUUUCCAGAAGUUUGUGACGUUCCGUAUCCUGGUGUGUGGAGGAGAUGGCAGCGUGGGCUGGGUGCUUUCAGAACUCGAUAAACUCAACCUCCAUAAACAGUGUCAACUGGGCGUUCUGCCUCUGGGCACCGGGAACGACCUGGCCCGGGUUCUGGGCUGGGGCGGACUCUGUGACGACGACGCUCAGCUGCUGCAGAUCCUGGAGAAGCUGGAAAGAGCCACCACCAAGAUGCUGGACCGGUGGAGCGUGAUGACGUACGAGGUUCCCGCCACAAACAAACACACGCAGUUGGUGAUGAAGGAGGACGACGGCCUCGACUCUCCUCUACAGGUGCACAUCACUCAGUAUGCAGACUCUGUGGCCUCGCACCUCGCCAAGAUCCUGGACUCGGACAAACACAGUGAUGUCAUUUCCUCUGCCAAGUUCUUGUGUGGGACGGUGAACGAUUUCGUGGCAGAGGUCGGGAAGGCGUACGAGAGAGCCACGGAGAACAAGGAGGAGGCCGAUGCCAUGGCAAAGAAGUGUUCGCUGCUGAACGAGAAGCUCGAUUCCCUCGUCAAGGCCUUGAGUGAGGAAGCAGAAGCUCAGGUGGUGCCAGCAGGUUCGGUUCCCACUCAGGAGAGCGGCGGCUCCAGCCCCGGUGAGAGCGGCGGCGAGUUGGGUUCUGAGGGCAAAUCAUACCGGUCCAAGGAGCAGCUGAUGCUGCGGGCCAACAGCUUGAAGAAAGCGCUGAGGCAGAUCAUCGAACAGGCGGAAAAAGUGGUGGACGAACAGAACCGACACACGCAGGUCCAGAGGAUGUCGUCCUCGUCCUCCAUCAAAAGAGAAAACAGCGAGGAGCUGAAGGAUGCCGAGCCACGUCAAGGAAGCUUAAGUCCCACCUCCCCCAUCGUCUUGGAGAAACCAGAGAGCCUUAACACCGUCACCUUCAAUGAGGACUCGGUACAAUGUUCAGAGAAGUGUGUGAUGAACAACUACUUUGGCAUCGGCUUGGACGCCAAGAUUUCCCUGGAGUUCAACAACAAAAGAGACGAGCACCCAAAAAAAUGCAGUAGUCGCACCAAAAACAUGAUGUGGUACGGAGUACUGGGAACCAAAGAGCUGGUCCAGAAGACGUACAAGAACCUUGAGCAGAGAGUUCAACUGGAGUGUGACGGCGUUCCCAUGUCUCUGCCGAGUCUUCAGGGUUUGGCUGUUCUCAACAUCCCCAGUUACGCCGGAGGCAUCAACUUCUGGGGAGGAACCAAGGAGGAUAAUAACUUCGGGGCUCCGUCCUUUGACGAUAAGAAGUUGGAGGUGGUGGCCGUGUUCGGCAGCAUGCAGAUGGCCAUGUCCAGAGUCAUCAACCUGCAGCACCACCGCAUUGCACAGUGUCGUCAGGUGAAGAUCACCAUCCUCGGGGAGGAGGGCGUUCCGGUGCAGGUGGAUGGCGAAGCUUGGAUCCAACCCCCCGGUAUUGUCAAGAUCGUCCACAAGAACCGGGCCCAGAUGCUCACCAGAGACAGGGCAUUCGAGAGCACGCUGAAGUCGUGGGAGGACAAGAGGAAGAUUGACAGCUACCGCGCCUCAAGGCCACGCCUCAACUCCCAGCAAUCCAUGGAGUAUCUGACGGAGGAGGAGUGCGCUCAGGUCCAGCAGCUCGGCAUGGUGGCCGACACGCUCAUCAACAAAAUUCGUGAAGCAGCCAAGACUCACAAGCUGGUGGAGCAGGAGUUAGCUCACGCCGUCAACGCCACCGCCCUCGUGCUCACCGAGGCCAAACUGUCCAGCCCUGAGUGUCUAAGUCGCAGCACAGCAGUGGAAAUCGUCAACAGCAGUAAAGUUCUUCAGGCCGAGACCAGGAUGAUGCUGGACGGAAAACUGUUGUCGGGUUCUCCAGAGGAGGAGGAGCUUCGGUCAACUCUGAACAGCCUCAGUGCUGAGCUUCACAAGCUGGAUGACAUUCACUGGAUUUCUCCACUCAUGCAGUGCUCAGAGGAGGUGAGUGCACAAUCUGUCCUGUCCACAACUGUUGAAAGGCGUCCAAAGUCUGCCAAAAACAAAAAUGUCACAGAAAUGUCAAGGUAAUACAAGAUAUCAA
Messenger RNA from Solea senegalensis (Senegalese sole), 3745 nucleotides. RefSeq names its product diacylglycerol kinase eta. Gene Ontology annotation, molecular function: ATP-dependent diacylglycerol kinase activity. Gene Ontology annotation, biological process: intracellular signal transduction; diacylglycerol metabolic process; lipid phosphorylation. The record is from RefSeq and is a predicted model, not a curated record. The transcript is spliced from 30 exons. The coding region runs from base 484 to 3732 and encodes 1082 amino acids. Lineage: Eukaryota; Metazoa; Chordata; Actinopteri; Pleuronectiformes; Soleidae.